Molecule: messenger RNA, 1298 nt
Organism: Gadus macrocephalus (Pacific cod)
Lineage: Eukaryota; Metazoa; Chordata; Actinopteri; Gadiformes; Gadidae
Product: extracellular calcium-sensing receptor-like
Exons: 3
Coding region: 1-1263 (420 amino acids)
Biological process (GO): G protein-coupled receptor signaling pathway
Cellular component (GO): membrane
Molecular function (GO): G protein-coupled receptor activity
Source: RefSeq, a predicted model, not a curated record
AUGCUACAGAUUCUGAGGAGGUUUGGCUGGACCUGGGUUGGUCUUGUGAUCAGUGAUGACGACUACGGUCGCCACACGGCCCAUUCAUUCAAGUCAGGCCUGGCCAAGUCUGGUGGAGGCUGUCUGGCUUAUCUAGAGGUUCUGCCCUGGGGACACGAUGUUAAUGAAAUACAGAGGAUUGUCGGCAGAAUGAAGAAAUCCACAUCCAGUGUGGUUACUGUUUUUGCACAUUCAAGCAACAUGCUUGAUCUCAUGGAAGAGGUGAAGCAGUUUUGGGAGCACAUAUUUCGGUGUAAAUUUGUAUCUGCUGGAAUGGAGGCGGAAGGAAUACCUUCCGAUUGUUUGUUAGAUUCAACCGAAUGUACAAGCUGUCCAGAGGAUUUUUGGUCCAACAUCCAUCGGGAUCAAUGUGUCCCCAAAAGCAAGGAAUUUCUUUCCUAUGUUGAACCCCUGGGAAUCUCCUUCACAACAGCAUCAUUAUUUGGAGCACUCUUAUGCACCAUUGUUUUGGGAAUCUUCACCCGGCAUCGGACCACGCCAGUGGUUAGGGCCAACAACUCAGAGCUUAGCUUCCUCAUUCUGCUGUCACUCAAAUUAUGCUUUUUGUGCUCCUUGUUUUUCAUUGGUAAACCAAGGCUGUGGACUUGCCAGUUGAGGCAUGCAGCAUUUGGGAUCAGCUUUGUUCUGUGUGUCUCAUGUAUCCUGGUGAAGACCAUGGUAGUUCUGGCAGUAUUCAAGGCCUCCAAACCAGGUGGUGACGGUAGUCUGAAGUGGUUUGGAGUAAUACAACAGAGAGGGACUGUUGUAUUUCUGACUUUAAUACAAGCAGCAGUUUGUAUAACAUGGCUUGUGUUUUCCUCACCAGCUCCUCAUGAAAACACAGAGUACUACAGCGACAGGAUAGUAGUUGAGUGUCUAGUGGGGUCCAGAGUAGGAUUUGGAGUAUUACUGGGCUAUAUUGGCUUACUGGCUAUUCUCAGUUUCCUGCUUGCAUUCUUGGCACGAAAUCUACCAGAUAACUUCAAUGAGGCCAAGUUUAUCACCUUCAGCACGCUGGUCUUAUGUGCUGUUUGGAUAGCCUUUAUCCCAGCUUAUAUUAACUCCCCUGGUAAAUAUGCCGAUGCUGUAGAAGUAUUUGCCAUUCUAGCUUCUAGUUUUGUGCUGUUACUGGCCCUAUUUGGACCAAAGUGUUACAUUAUUCUCCUUAAGCCUGAGAAAAACACAAAAAAGGCUUUAAUGGGACGAGGCUCACCAAGAUCAUAGAAACAGUGCAUUGAUUUGUCAUGGUUGAUUUUAAU